This is a messenger RNA of Arachis duranensis, 1461 nucleotides long. Its product is annotated as 26S proteasome non-ATPase regulatory subunit 6 homolog. The record is from RefSeq and is a predicted model, not a curated record. Lineage: Eukaryota; Viridiplantae; Streptophyta; Magnoliopsida; Fabales; Fabaceae. The transcript is spliced from 8 exons. Gene Ontology annotation, biological process: proteasome-mediated ubiquitin-dependent protein catabolic process. Bases 114 to 1274 code for a protein of 386 amino acids.
AUGACUUUGGUUUAGGGAGAGCUACAAGCCUACAAUAGUACAUAGCAUAAGCUGCGUUUUGCAUCUGGAAAGAGCAACCGAGUUAGCUGAAGUGUGAAGGAAGCAAAGAAGCCAUGGAAGGUCAAGAAGGGUCUCAGCAGCCACAACUUGUACUCGCCGACAAGCUCUUCCUUCUCCGUCAACCCGAUGUCCCUGACAUCGAGAAAGUUCGCUUCAAAGACGACGUUUUCUCUUUCGUCAAAGAAAACGAUAUGGUUCCUUUGUACGAAACCCUAGUGGCUGAUUCGGUGUUGGACAUGGAUCGUGCCCUUUUGGAUUCAAUGCGUGCUAAGAUUGACGAUGAGCUCAAGAAGCUUGAUGAAAAGAUUGCUGAUGCUGAGGAAAACCUAGGUGAGAGUGAAGUUAGAGAGGCUCACUUGGCAAAAUCCUUGUUUUUCAUCCGGAUUGGUGACAAGGAGAAAGCCUUGGAACAUCUCAAGCUUACAGAAAGCAAGACAGUUGCAGUUGGCCAGAAGAUGGAUCUGGUGUUUUAUACAUUGCAGCUUGGUUUCUUUGACAUGGAUUUUGACCUCAUUGCCAAAAGCAUUGACAAAGCCAAAAACUUGUUUGAAGAAGGUGGUGAUUGGGAAAGGAAGAAUCGGCUGAAAGUAUAUGAAGGCCUGUACUGCAUGUCCACCCGAAAUUUCAAGAAGGCUGCCAAAUUGUUUCUGGAUUCUAUUUCGACCUUUACAACCUAUGAACUUUUCCCCUACGACACUUUUAUAUUUUACACAGUUUUGACAAGUAUUAUAUCGUUGGAUAGAGUUUCCUUAAAACAAAAGGUAGUAGAUGCUCCUGAGAUCUUGACAGUCAUUGGCAAAAUCCAAUAUCUGUCAGAGUUCCUAAACUCCUUGUAUGAUUGUCGAUACAAGUCUUUUUUCUCUGCAUUUGCUGGCCUGACGGAGCAAAUUAAGUUGGACCGCUAUCUGCAUCCACACUUCCGAUACUACAUGAGGGAGGUCAGAACUGUUGUCUAUUCCCAAUUUUUGGAAUCUUACAAGAGCGUGACAAUUGAAGCAAUGGCAAAAGCAUUUGGAGUGACCGUGGAUUUUAUUGAUCUGGAGCUCUCUCGAUUUAUUGCAGCAGGGAAGCUUCAUUGUAAGAUUGACAAAGUUGCUGGAGUUCUUGAAACUAACCGGCCUGAUGCAAAGAAUGCUCUUUACCAAGCAACUAUUAAGCAAGGCGACUUCCUAUUGAACAGGAUACAGAAGUUGUCACGCGUCAUCGAUCUUUAGGCCUUUCAUGUGAUUCUAAGUUCAUAUUUAUCUGAAAUAGUUGAGAUAUUGAGAUUUCAAGGGCAUCCCUUUUGAUUUUAAAUUUUACUAGGUGGGACUUAUGAUUUCUGUUGUCUCGUAAUUUAAAAAUUAAUGAACAAUCUUGUUUUUGGGAAUUCGAGUGAUUCUGGAUCCCAAUCAGUUUCAA